AUGAACCCGCACAUCUCUGUCCCCCGCCAACAUGCUGGUCCCGCCAAUUUUGGCUCUACGCCCCGCCGAGGCUCGGGUGUGCGCAUGCCACGCUUCUUCAAAAGACUAUUCAAAUUCCCUCAGAUGGACUUUGAAAUGGCAAUCUGGGAAAUGACCUCUCUCUUGAUUGCCCCUAAAAAGGUCUUUAAGUCAAUAUAUUAUCACGUACGUCGAUCAAACCUGCCCUUCAAACUGCCAACUGCUUCCUCCGUCAUGAUGCUAACCAGAUUUGAUAUAGAAACAAUACUCUCGAAUCCAGAGAACCUCUCCGCUGCUUGGUUGAUCUCCAACUUGAAUACUGACUCUCACUCAGAAACAAAAAACACCUGGCAUCGCCCUGAUCCCUCCUUCACAUACCUCCUCUCCUUCUUCCUCUUCGUCACAGCCUUUGCCUGGGGUCUGGCCUACACUCCUUCCUUCGGCGCCAUUGUGAAACUUUCGAUUCUAUUCGUUUUCGUACAUUUCAUCGGCUCCUCACUCCUGGUCUCAACCUUCGGCUAUUUCGUCAUCGGCCGUCUGUUCGGCCCUAACGGGGCAGCUGCCUCACUCGCCAAUCUGCGUGGAUCUCGAGGUCGUCGACGAGGUGCGGCUCAGGGUCUCUUUGCCCAGCCCGGUGAAAAGGACCAACUAGAAUUCGGAUACUGCUUCGAUGUUUCAAACCGUGCUUUCUUUCCCCUCUACCUCCAUCUAUACGUUGUCCAAUUCCUCCUGUUGCCACUCCUGACUCGCAGCCCGAGCAACUUCCUGGCUACUUUCCUUGGCAACACGCUCUAUCUCUCCGCCUUCAUCUACUACACCUACAUCACCUUCCUCGGAUACAAUGCCCUCCCAUUCCUUCACAAUACGGAGCUCCUACUCAUUCCCAUUCUGGUAUUUGGCGUUCUAUGGUUCAUUAGCCUGAUUGCUGGCUGGGGCGUCGUCAUGCAAGGCCGAGGUGUUGAAGGGUUGUUCUGGGGUGUGUAA
Penicillium angulare is the source of this 1002-nucleotide messenger RNA. RefSeq names its product unc-50 family protein. The coding region runs from base 1 to 1002 and encodes 333 amino acids. Lineage: Eukaryota; Fungi; Ascomycota; Eurotiomycetes; Eurotiales; Aspergillaceae. The record is from RefSeq and is a predicted model, not a curated record. Gene Ontology annotation, cellular component: Golgi membrane. The transcript has 4 exons.